This is a messenger RNA of Paramecium sonneborni, 252 nucleotides long. The record is from the annotation of a GenBank genome assembly. Lineage: Eukaryota; Ciliophora; Oligohymenophorea; Peniculida; Parameciidae.
AUGUUGUAACAAAAAUUAAGUGUAUGGGAAUUUAAUGAAAAUGAAAUAUUUUUUUUUUGCAAAAUAAAGCUGAUGAAGAUGUUUUACACCAGUAUCAUUAAUGUAAUGGAUGUGAAUAGGAUCAUAUUCUGGGUCUAAAAUUUGAAUGUACAACAUCUGAUGAUAACUAUGAUUAUUGUUAAUUUUGCUUUGAUAAACUUUUUUAAUAGAGUGAAGAAACUAGUAAGGAUCAUUAUUUAAAUUGUUUUUUGA